This is a messenger RNA of Entrophospora candida, 221 nucleotides long. Lineage: Eukaryota; Fungi; Glomeromycota; Glomeromycetes; Entrophosporales; Entrophosporaceae. The record is from the annotation of a GenBank genome assembly.
AUGAAGUAAUUGAGAAGAAUGAAGCAAUAGAAAAAAAUACCCCCUAUGAUGAAAUUCAACUUUAUAAUCUUUUAACAAAUAAUUAUGUGGAGGAUGAUGAUGCAAUGUUUAGGUUUGAUUAUUCACCUGAAUUUUUGAAAUGGGCACUUAUGCCACCAGGUUAUUUAAAAGUUUGGCAUGCUGGAGUUCGCGUUAUUGCAUCAAAAAAACUUGUUGCAUUU